AAUCUUUACAAUAUUACCCAUCCAUCUAUCUAUCUACCAUAUUGCCCACUUCAUAUUCUCAAGGCUUAGUGCUUCUUUUCUCUCUCUACAUUACUUUGUCUCUCUAAACACUGCACAUGUUCUUUUUAUGUUAUAAAUAUAGAGAUGUAUGUGUUUGUUAAAAGGAAAAUGCGAUAUAAAAACAGACAAAAAUAUGAAAGGUGUCUUAUGUUGGUGCAGCCUGUUGUUUGUAAUAUGUUUGUUAGGAGAAAUUAAGGCAGAUAAUGAUGGAGUUUAUAUUGUGUAUAUGGGCUCUGCUGCUACCUCAAGGAACAGCUAUAAUCUACUUCUAACUUCCCUAGAAGAAAGGAAAAGCAUGGCAGUUUUGCAUAACUACAAAAACAGCUUCUUGGGAUUUGCUGCUCAUUUAACAAAAAAAGAGGCAGAUGAUAUCGCACGAAAACCAGGGGUUGUAUCGGUCUUCCCUGACCCAGUCUUGCAACUUCACACAACCCGUUCAUGGGAUUUCCUAAAAUACCAUUCUGGAGUAGAACUCGAUUCCAAACAUAGCGCUAAAUACAACAUUUCAAGUUCAAAUGCAGCUUCAGAUAUCAUAAUAGGCAUUAUGGACACAGGUAUAUGGCCAGAGUCUGAGAGUUUCAGUGAUGAAGGUUUUGGGCCAAUUCCGUCAAAAUGGAAAGGAACUUGCAUGAAAAGCGACGAUUUCAAAACUGCAGACUGUAAUAGGAAACUAAUUGGAGCACGGUAUUACACUGCUGGAGGUGGUCUCACCUCCCCAAGAGACCAUAACGGGCAUGGGACACACACGGCUUCAACAGCUGCUGGCAACACCGUACAUAACGCGUCGUAUUAUGGCCUUGCAAUAGGCUCAGCCAAGGGCGGUUUUCCCGGUUCAAGAAUCGCAUCGUAUCGGGUUUGUGGACCUAGAGGUUGUAAAGGAUCAAAUAUAUUGGCUGCCUUUGAUGAUGCUAUAGAAGAUGGUGUGGAUGUAUUAUCAUUAUCUCUUGGUUCAUCGCCCGGAUAUGGACCUAAUUUUCAUAGAGAUCCAAUUGCCAUUGGAUCCUUUCAUGCAACUGAAAAGGGGAUCACAGUGGUUUGUUCUGCAGGAAACGACGGCCCAAGAAAAGGCUCGGUUGUUAAUGUUGCUCCUUGGAUCCUAACUGUUGCAGCUAGUUCUAUUGACCGUGAUUUUCAGGCAGAUAUCGCAUUGGGUGACAAAACAGUCAUAAAGGGUGGAGGCAUAAACUUUGGUGAAUUAGAAAAAUCUCCGAUAUACCGGUUACUUUAUGGGAUCACAGCUAAAGGAAAUCUUACGACUUAUGACGAAGUUGAUGCGAGAAACUGCAUACCACGCGCAUUAGAUCGAGACAAAGUUAAAGGAAAUAUUAUUCUUUGUGAGAGUACAAAGGGAAUGUACUCGACAAAACAAAAGCUAGCAGGAGUUAAGAGACUCGGUGCAAUUGGGAUGGUUUAUGUUAAUGAUAAUGCAAGAUCAGUCGCUUCCUCUACAGGAUCCUUUCCAAUGGCUACAGUUAAUCGAAAGGAUGGACAAAAGAUUAUACAUUAUGCCAAACAAGAAAGGAAUCCUACGGCAACUAUUCUAGCGACUGUAUCAGUGACCGAAUAUAAGCCAGCCCCUGUAGUUGCCUACUUCUCAGCUAGGGGCCCUUCGUUUGCUACAAAAGACAUACUCAAGCCUGAUGUUGCAGCACCAGGGGUGGCCAUUCUCGCAGCAUGGCCAGACAAAGAUUCUGUAGUAAAACUCACUGGCAAGAAACCCCCUCAUUUCUAUAUACUUUCAGGAACUUCUAUGGCCUGUCCACAUGUUUCUGGCCUCGCCGCCAUGAUCAAAUCUCAACACCCUAACUGGAGCCCAUCCGCUAUAAAAUCGGCUAUCAUGACAACAGCAACUCAAACAAACAACAUGAAGAAGCCAAUCACAACAAACACCGGAUCACUUGCAACGCCCUACGAUUUCGGUGCAGGAGAAGUAAUAUCAAGCCCGCUACAACCCGGUCUCGUUUACGAAACCGAAACAAUCCAUUACCUACACUUCCUAUGCAGCAUAGGCUACAACAUCAACACAAUUAAACAAAUCGCCUCCAAAGUUCCCCCCGAUUUCGCAUGCCAUACAAACCCUAACCAAAAUUUAAUCUCCAACAUGAACUAUCCGUCAAUCGCGAUUUCGAAAUUCAUCGGAAAACAGAUCAUAAUAAGCCGAACAGUGACAAAUGUUGAGAAUAGUGAUACGGUUUACACAGCAUCAGUUGAAGCCCCACAUGGAUUGAAAGUGACAGUUACACCACAUAAACUUGAAUUUAAAAAGAAUAAGAACAAAUUGACUUACCAGGUGAGCUUCAGAUCGGAUGGCGGAUUGAUUGAUGAUAAUUUUGGCGCGAUUACCUGGUCGAAUGAUCGGUACAGAGUACGGAGUCCGUUUGUCGUGAGGAGCAAGUAACACAGAGGAUGAAGAGUGUAGAAGAAGGUAACGAUAAGGAGUAUUGGAACAUAGAAGAUAUAAUAAAUGUGUCGUUAUUACAUGUUUAGAUGUUUAAAAGAAAAUAUGUUUGUUAUUCUCAAAACUAUUUUGGUUUAAGUUGAAUACUACAAAAUGGUAGCAUCACAAUAAUAAUCUUUUUUUCUGGUA
Helianthus annuus (common sunflower) is the source of this 2647-nucleotide messenger RNA. Its product is annotated as CO(2)-response secreted protease. Gene Ontology annotation, molecular function: serine-type endopeptidase activity. The coding region runs from base 149 to 2458 and encodes 769 amino acids. The transcript is spliced from 9 exons. The record is from RefSeq and is a predicted model, not a curated record. Gene Ontology annotation, biological process: proteolysis. NCBI's taxonomy places the organism in Eukaryota, Viridiplantae, Streptophyta, Magnoliopsida, Asterales, Asteraceae.